Molecule: messenger RNA, 756 nt
Organism: Bacidia gigantensis
Lineage: Eukaryota; Fungi; Ascomycota; Lecanoromycetes; Lecanorales; Ramalinaceae
Exons: 1
Coding region: 1-756 (251 amino acids)
Source: RefSeq, a predicted model, not a curated record
AUGGAUGACGUUUAUAUCGCGGCAACAAGAACCCUUUCCUAUCUCUCUCGUCUUCCAGUCCACGAGUUAGAGCCCAGAAAAGCUUUCUCGUACCAGAACGUAUUGCUACAAAUUUCUACACCUAAUGGUAUGGAACGCGAUGUCUUGACAUGGACACUGGUACAGGCAACAGCCUACUUCGCAACACAAUCUAAUCAGAACCUCACCAGCGCCUCGUUUAUUCCAUACACUGGCGACCAAGAAUUCGGCGUCCUAGCUUUUCUGCCAAUGUCGGCCAAUAAAUCAUCCUCAAGCAGCGACAUCCUGAAAUUGACCGGCGCGCCUGUCCAGACAAGCCUGCCGACCUCCGGCGCACCUACAACUACCACGGGCAACAUACUUCCACUAGAUCAAUCGAUACUUCCUCGUCCACAAUUCUUUUGGCUUAUGAGCAGCAUUUACGGCGAGCUCGCAAAACAGGCCAAAAACGGCACCUUUGGUGGCAUGACGUACCAACCGCCGGACAACCCUUUGACAGCCAGUGUGAAACUCAAUGACCAACGCUCCAGUCAAGCGCCACCGCUGACGGUACUGGAUGUCAUUAACGCGCUGGAUGACGUUACAGCAAGGUGUCUGCCGCCGAGGGAUUGUCACCCUCUUUCGUGUACGAUCUUUGCGACUCAAGGGCGGAGCGCGUAUGAGCUGGCUUAUGUUGAUAUCAUCAGCGCGUCUUCCGUCGGCGGAAGAUCGCUGGAGAGAAAAGUGUUUGUUAGAUAG